AUGCUCUGUUUGAACAGGGUUUGGGUAACAGAUUUUUCACCGUUGACCCAAAUAACACACGGCGGGGAUAUGGUAAGAAGCUUCUCAACCUCAGAGCACACACCUUUAUUAGGCAACAAAUUUUCUAAUUCCGAUUCACUGCAAAUUCUUAAACAGCAGCUGAGAAUGUUUUUAGAUGAGGUUGCGCUUUCCCAGCUCGCAACCACGGGCUUGAAUCUUCUCGAUGUUCAAGCUGCCGUGUUUCAUCAUUUUGAGGACUUAAGGCGUAAAUUUGAGGAAGGAACGGCAGUAGACAUUUUAGUUGAUGAGGAAGACCAAGAAAAUUUGGAUGUGAAAACCAAGGAGUGUGUUUGUUUUUUUAAGCCCAAAGUUUUGCUAACACCCAAAGACAUCAAUCAAUAUACGCAUCUUUUGUCGACCAUCGGCAAUCUUGAGGGCGAUUUAAACGAAGGGACUAACGCAAAACAGAAAAAACGAAGGAAGAAUAUGGCACACAAUCUAAAAGUGGCUCACGCGAAAGUGACCCAAGCUCAAUUGCUCAUUCAGACCCAACUACUUGAUUGCCAUCCUUGUGCACACAAAUGUCUCCCGGCAGCCUCUGAGCGCCUGGUUUAUGAGUCCGUCGUUGAUCAACAAGAGACUACGCUUGCCGCUGUACCUAGGCGUUAUCGCCUAUUGCGCCACAUAGUUAUCCAGGCUUCCACGGAAAAGGGCACGUUUAUGAGUGGACCACAGUCUUCCGUCAAAUAUACGGUUCUUCCUCCCCACAGUUCUUUCAAGCUAUCUUCUUUGGAUCAUUUUCCAAAAACAGAUGACAUAGAGAUGAAUAAACGGAUGGUUCCCCGAAAGAUUAGAACCAAUUUGAAAGGAGAAGUUGUCAUUUCGUCCUCCCUUAUCAGUCUCCUGUUCGAGCAUUCUUCGCUUGCGGGAGUCUACAUGCCAUUCACUGUGAACAGAUCGACUUUGGGGUCAUCAGUGGGUCAUCCUACUAUUGAGUUUCAUGGGACGGUCUGGUCACGCCCCCUCAGUCCACGUAUGCGCACUCGUAUGUUUUACGAGUUCAGCUUUCAGACAACUUGCACCGCCGACCUACCUUCAUUGACUGAUUCUACAAAGGUUGCGGAGCCGAAAUCUACUCCCAGCUCCUCCCGCAUGUCGUCGCCUGUAGCUAGUGUUUCGACGGUAACUACUCGCAGGUCACUUCGAUCAAAGCGAAUUCCUCGGACCAGUGUGCGGGAGAAUCCUACAAGGUCCGAGGACGUUACAUUUAGUGGAAUUUCGAAGGCGCCCAUGCCAGUUCAGCAAAGGUCACCUGCUCGGUCGAAUCCCAUGACCACCCGAAGUCGAACAAUUAAUGCGAUCAGCAUCUCUUCCACUGACGCAACAGAUGACGAUACAGAUGAUCUCGGUAACCUGUCCAUUGACAUAGAUUCGUCCGAUAGCAACAACAAACUUUCCGUUUCCGAACUGGCUCUACGGGAGGUUGCCACCAGUUGUACAGUGGUUACACGAAGUUGUCGACGGGAUCGGGGUAUCAAUAAAGCUGAUUUGGACAGCGCCCCGGCCUCUCCAACAACAACAGAGGCUCCUGCAAGCCCAGAUGUUCCAGAUCAAAUGGCGGAUGGAUCUCCUGGGCUUUGUGUCAUUCCUUUGGAGCCUAUCAGUAGCAGCGUGGAUAACAGCGGUCAUCGAGGUCCUCCAGCAUGUUCAACUCCUUCAUCGUGUUACUCAUGGACCACGGUUCAAGUGGGACAAAUCGAUGUGCAUGUUCCAGUUUCGAACAUUUCAUGGUCGUCCACCAGCAGUUGUCUGGUGUGCUGUAAGAAAGCUGUCGGCCAUUGUCCCUUGUGGCCUUCCUGUUCUUCCCGCACCAGUGAAGUCUUACCAGGACCGACUCAGGAAGCUCAGCCUGUUUAUGUUCAAGUCAAGCCAGAAUAUUUGGGGUGUUGGGGUUGUGAAGUGCUCAGCGCUGAGGAGUUGGCGGUUGCGUGGCUUGGCUCCAGACUACGUGGUGAUGCGGAUAUUUUACGGAUUCGCGUACGGGCCGAUAGCGGCGACGUCGUUUGGGCUGAAUAUCAGUCAUUGCACGAACUUUUAUCCGCAAAUCCGGGCAUAGAACCUGAUGUUAAUAUGGGCCUCCUGCACAAUUUGUUCGAUCAGUUGUUGAGUCUUCCUGCAGGAUCGUAUGUCCUAACUCAAGAAGAGCUACAACCUACCGGUACCUUUGACCUAUACGAAGCCCUCUCAUCUCUGUCAGACAAACAAGAACAGCGUGACCUCAGUGAUACUUUGGAUCUGCACAUGCUACACCGCCGCUUCACUGAGGUAUCGUUAAGUCUUGUGCAGUCGUCACCGGUCUUACACGCUGCUGUCGGUUCACAGUCUCUGCACGACGUUCAUCACCCUUGGUUUACAAUCGCCCCUCUGAAGUUGGAUCUCAACCUUCCAGCAGGCUUGGAACCUCCCGAUAAGGGUGGUCUUCGUCUUCCUGGGCUUCCAGUUGAGCGGCUCCCUAGCCAGGUUCCCACUCCGAAUAGUCAGUCUACAGGCAUCAAGCGAAGCACCGAGGAGCUCAUCGAAAGGCAACAACAGGUUGUGUCAGCAACUAGUUUCCCCAAGAGGUCAAAACGAGCUUCUAAUUCCACGAACCGAAGGAGUCAAUAGUGGUAGCUACUCAACAACGUGAAUGUGUGAAAGUCUCCAUAUUGCACGCAUGUAAAUAUAAGAUAAAGUUAAACUAAAACCGCUCCUUAUGCAGUAUCUCCAUCAUCGUUCACCAUCAUCUACAUCGUCUUAACUGCUCUGAUGUCGAAACUUAUAUACAUCCCAGUUCAGAGAUACAAAAGAACCUUCCGAAUCCUUUCGUUGUCUAGUCGGUUUCUGCUUAGUUCUGGUUAUCGGAUCACUGCGUAUCGAGCUUUAAAUGUCCUUCUGAGGGCC
Molecule: messenger RNA, 2940 nt
Organism: Opisthorchis viverrini
Lineage: Eukaryota; Metazoa; Platyhelminthes; Trematoda; Opisthorchiida; Opisthorchiidae
Exons: 16
Coding region: 1-2664 (887 amino acids)
Biological process (GO): snRNA transcription by RNA polymerase II; snRNA transcription by RNA polymerase III; positive regulation of transcription by RNA polymerase III
Cellular component (GO): transcription elongation factor complex
Source: RefSeq, a predicted model, not a curated record